AUCAGGACAAGUGGGUAUUUUAAAUAUACGUAUUCUCUGGAUUUUUGUCAUUGCGAGUUGUAUCGUCAGCUAAGAUGUUUUGCGUUCCGCCUUUAUCAAGUUUGAUACGAAGCGAGUCAUCAAUGCUCGCCUCGACUCGCGAUGCCCCACUACCUCCCUAUCUAAAUGCAUCUUCUACGCGAAAGUUGUAUGUGUUUCGAGGCGUUUCGGUAAAGAAACUGGUUAGUCUCGUGUAGAUUCAACAAGGCCGUGGAGUGUAGCUCCGACGAUUGGCAUGCUGAACAUCCGAAGCCGGUUAUCGUGAUAUUGAAUUCCAUUAGGAAUUUUAGAUCAUUGAAAAGUGCUUCAAAGUGAAGUUCGCUAAGAGUGCCUCAAAGGAGUGCCUUGGAAGUGAAUAGGAAUAAAUAAUAAAUAAACAAAAAUAGACAAAUAAAACUAUACCGGAGAAGUAUAAUUCGAAAUGCUUGAAACGUACUUAUGCGAUCAGCAAGAAGAUAGUGUGAAAUUUCAAUAAAAACGCAAGAGGUAAACGUUACCGUUUACCGUUGGAAGUAUCAGUGGAAUAAUAAAAUAAAGAUGAGCAGUCAUACUCGGAAAUCGCAUUAAAUCUUACUCAAACUCCAUUUAAUAAAGCAGUGAUUAUAUGUGGACGAUUGCUGAAUAAUCAAGGUGUAAGAACUUUUCUGAGAUGGCUAAGAUUUCUGUCUUGAUCGCGUUGCUGCUGCAGCUUGGCACGAUGACAAAAGGAUUUCCGUGCUCUGACUUUUACAUACUUAUGAACAAACCCGGUUCAAUUGGUGAAAUAAUGGGACAAAUCACAAUCCCAUCCCCGUCAAAAAAUAAUAGCCUAUACCAUUUAAAAGUGGGUUUUAAUACGAACCCUUUGCUGCAAAGGAAAGAACCAGUUGCUCAAUUAGAUAUCGCAGAAUUGGAACAAGAAAUCAUUCGAGCUGUUCAACAAAACAGAACCUUGUUGUAUCAUGUUUAUUUUCCCGUGGGUCAACCGAUUCCAACACUGACUAAAAUAAUAUUUAAUUAUAAAGUACUUUGCAAUGAAGAAACAACAGAUGUCCAAACUACUAAAGAGAUAGAGAGAAUCGUAUAUUCAUCAGGCGAAAACUCGAUCACUCAAGAAUCGUCACCUAAUUUCCCUAUCUUUGAGAGCAACAUCUCAUUAUUGAAUCCAGUGUCAUUCAAUGAUACUGAUUGCGGUAAACCGUUUCCGUUAAAUAUCGUAAAUCCGUUAACUUAUCAUGGAUUUCUGACACAGCCAGGCGAGUGGCCGUGGUUGGCAGCAAUCUUUGUUACGAAUACUUUAGAAGAAAACUUUCAGUUUCAAUGUGGUGGUUCCGUUUUAACAACCAAACAUGUUAUAACAGCGGCGCAUUGUUUGAAAAGAAACAAUCGUGGCAACGAAACCUGGCCUCCCUACGCAUUACUGGUGGCUUUGGGACGAUUUAAUUUGACCCAUUGGCGUGAAAGGGGUAGCUUGAAUCAAGAGGUCGCGAACUAUGUGAUUCAUCCCGACUAUACGCAUUCUUCAAGUGGCGACUCUGAUUUGGCGAUUUUGAUCUUCAGGAGGCCCAUCAAAUAUGGCAAUUCCAUUAGACCUAUUUGUCUAUGGCCCAAUAAUUUAACUGAUAUUCAGCACGUUGUCAAUAGGUUGGGAUACGUUGUAGGAUGGGGCGACAAGACAGGGAAAGACAAGACAGGUCGUCGAAACACUGACGAUCCACGGAUGGUGAGAGUGCCAAUAGUGAAGCAGGAGACAUGUCUUCGUAGCGACACUACAUUCGCGAGUUUAACUUCGGAGCGCACCUUUUGUGCCGGUUGGCUAAACGAGACAGGUCCUUGUAACGGUGACAGCGGGAGCGGAUUAGUGAUUUACGACUAUACCAAUCGCCGUUUUCUGUUACGUGGUAUCGUUUCACGAUCGAUGUUUAACGAAGCAUAUUUGUGCGAUCCUACGAGAUACAUCGUGUACGUCGACGUGGCCAAAUAUAUAUCCUGGAUUUUGGUACAGAUCUCCAAUUAACGCUGAUCUCGCAUCGCGGAACACGAAAUGUCGUCGACAACCUUCUUAUGGAGAUUUACCAACAAAGUCACACCACUUGUAUAUCUGUGAAGAUGAAAAUUACAAGUUUUAGUUUCAAUGACGAUUCCUAUAGCUAUAAUGAACUUAUUACAAUGUUAAUAUUAAAAUUUAUUAAAAUAUGUGAAUAUAAACGCAUGAAAUGUAGUUGUCUGUUUUUAUGAAUUUUUAACAAUUAAGAAUAAAUCAUAUUAUAACAUGUAACAACGCAAUUAUAACGUGUUAUAAUAUGUUUAUCGAUGUACUUAUGAAAUUUUCUACUCUAUAUUGUAUUAUGUAAUCUAUCGUUUUGUUAAUUUUUUACAUUAAAAAAUUACAAAAAGUACAAAAAAAUAUUGCUGGCAAUUUUAAUUCAUAAUUACAUUAUAUGCAACUACAUUAAAUGUAUGCUAUUCUAACGGUAUAAGUUUUAGUUGUCUAACAUGUAAGUAUAAAAGUUUUUUAUAAAAUAAAAUUACACGGUUAAACUAUACGCAUACAUACGUUUUCGUACUAUACACU
Messenger RNA from Solenopsis invicta (red fire ant), 2593 nucleotides. Its product is annotated as serine protease gd. NCBI's taxonomy places the organism in Eukaryota, Metazoa, Arthropoda, Insecta, Hymenoptera, Formicidae. The coding region runs from base 689 to 2035 and encodes 448 amino acids. Gene Ontology annotation, biological process: proteolysis. Gene Ontology annotation, molecular function: serine-type endopeptidase activity. The record is from RefSeq and is a predicted model, not a curated record. The transcript has 6 exons.